Molecule: messenger RNA, 2290 nt
Organism: Panicum hallii
Lineage: Eukaryota; Viridiplantae; Streptophyta; Magnoliopsida; Poales; Poaceae
Product: inositol-tetrakisphosphate 1-kinase 1
Exons: 10
Coding region: 284-1327 (347 amino acids)
Biological process (GO): inositol trisphosphate metabolic process
Cellular component (GO): cytoplasm
Molecular function (GO): inositol-1,3,4-trisphosphate 5-kinase activity; magnesium ion binding; inositol-1,3,4-trisphosphate 6-kinase activity
Source: RefSeq, a predicted model, not a curated record
CCCCACCUCUCUCUCUCUCCCCCCACCUCUCCUCACACUCGCCUCGCCAUUAAAACGCAAAGCUCCAAAAACAAAACAACACACUUCGGGCAAGAAAAUCAUCUUAUCUGCUCCCUGAUCCCACCUUGAACCUUCCAUCUUGAACCAUCCCAGUCCGCAAAUUCCUAGCCCCCGAUCGCCCCCGGACUUUCCUGGAUUUUUUCCCAGAUUUUUCGAGGUAUUUUUCGUUGGGGGUCGGUUUCAUCGCCAUUCCUGGGCGGGGUUAGGGUUAGGGUUUGUGGGGAUGAGGGUGCACGGGGAGGUGUCGGAUGACGAGGCGGCUGCGGCUGCGGCUGCGGCGGGGGAGCCGGUGCCCUUGUCCCCGCCGCCCGCCCCUGCGGGGCAGCAGCGGCUGGUGGUGGGCUACGCCCUCACCAAGAAGAAGGUCAAGAGCUUCCUGCAGCCCAAGCUGCUCGCGCUCGCCAGGAAGAAAGAUAUUCAUUUCGUAUCAAUUGAUGAGACUCGUCCUCUCUCUGAACAAGGCCCGUUUGACAUUAUUUUGCACAAGCUUACUAGCAAGGAGUGGGAGCAAGUUCUGGAGGAUUAUCGUGAAGAGCAUCCAGAAGUGACUGUCCUCGAUCCACCAAAUGCUAUCCAGCAUUUGCACAAUCGCCAGUCCAUGCUUCAAGAAGUUGCUGAUCUGAACUUGUCCAAUGGCUAUGGCGAAGUUUGCACUCCACGACAGUUGGUCAUCAUGAAAGAUCCGUCUUCCAUACCUGAUGCAGUUGCCAAGGCUGGACUAACCUUGCCCUUGGUUGCCAAGCCAUUGGUUGUUGAUGGAACAUCAAAAUCUCAUGAGCUAUCUCUUGCAUAUGUGGAGGCAUCGCUGCCUUCGCUUGAUCCUCCUCUAGUUCUCCAGGAAUUUGUCAACCAUGGUGGGAUCCUAUUUAAGGUAUAUAUUGUUGGUGAAACUAUACGGGUUGUCCGUCGGUUUUCACUUCCUGAUGUUAACACAUAUGACUUGGGAAACAAUGAUGGCAUCUUUCGGUUUCCAAGAGUUUCCUGUGCUACAAAUAAUGCAGAAGAUGCAGAUGUUGACCCUUGUAUUGCAGAACUUCCUCCAACACCACUUCUAGAGAAACUCGGCAAGGAGCUUCGACGCCGACUGGGUCUUAGACUGUUUAACAUAGAUAUGAUUAGAGAACAUGGAAGAAAGGAUCGGUACUAUGUCAUUGACAUCAACUAUUUUCCUGGGUAUGGCAAGAUGCCAGGAUAUGAGCACAUAUUUACUGACUUCCUUCUAAGCCUCGUGCAAAGCAAAUACAAGAGGCUUUUAAGCGGGAGCUGAAGCAUUGCCAAGAUGGAGCCCAUUAACAGAUGCCAGCCAGCCAUGCAACAGUGGCAACUAAUAGAUUUUCCAGGUAGUACAUAGCAAUGGGAUGGUUGUUAGCCUUGACAGAGCAUGUGGGUGGGUGCAGUAUUAGAAAAAAGGUUUCUGGUCCUGUGCCCAACCUGUGUAGAUCGUUUAACUGAGUGCCUACCUUAAAUGCCAGGCGUCUUUGCAACAAGGUCCUCUUGAGAUGCAAGGCUUGCUUUCAUCCUUUACUAGAAAACUUGGGGCGUUGCCGCGCCAGCUUGGGCUGGCCCAGUGGAGGUCAAGUUUAGGAGCUCUUGCACUCCGUAAUGGUAAUUUAAUGGGGUCUCCUCUUUCAAACAUCAGAAGAAGGGGUGGUAGUAGCAUGGUAAAAGAUGAAGCUGCUUAAUCACAAACUUAUUUCCUUGUCCUACAACUUGCAAUAAUGCAUCAAAUAGAAGCAGCAGAAUAAAGCUAUGCGCGAGACAUGCCUGCGUGCCCCCAUGUUCAUAUUGUCUCUACCUCUCCAUCUGCCUGCUCGACUUUUGGCCCGGGCUGGCCCUCGGCUGCGGCUGCAGCGCCGCCCCUGGCUGCGCGCCCCCUCAGCGCAGCCAUCUGCCGUUGCUUCGCCGUGAAAUGGAAGCAGGCGGCGGCACAUGGCGACGAGGAGGGAGGAGGGUCGAGAUGGCAGGAGCAGCGGAGACCAAGUCUGCAGGGGAAGGUUCCAGACUCAUCUUUUGGUAUUAAACCAGGCUAUAGAUCGGAUGGUCAAGAAAUGUAGGCUAUGGACCGUCAGCUGAUUUCGUGGACGCAGUGGAUACCUCGAACGUCUUUCUGAACUUAGAAGAUAAAGGCAAACUGGACAACUCGUGGAUUCAGUUACGAGUUGCUACUGCGGGUUCCCCUUGAGACAUAGUUCCACUUUCCAGAAGCUUUUGAUCUGAUUGAAAAUUAUUA